AUGUCGAAGAAGAAGGUGGGGGUGUAUAUUCUCGACGAGCGAAUCGGCCGCGGGUCGUUCGCAGCCGUAUGGAAGGGGCACAUUGAGCAAACGAAAGAGAUCGUCGCCGUGAAAGUGAUUUCCCGUCACACUGUUCACGAAGCUACGCAGCUGAACCAGGAGGUCGCCGUCCUCAAGCAGCUCCAGCAUCCGAACAUCGUGCGAUUCAUUGAUCUGAAGAAGAGCCAGUUCCACUACUACUUGGUCCUCGAGUUUUGCUCGGGCGGCGACGUCUCCAGUUUGCUCCAUCAGCACGGAGGCCGCAUCGCCGAACCGUUUGCGCGUCGUCUGCUCCAGCAGAUGGCUGCGGGACUGUUGGAGAUCCAUCGAAGAAGUUACAUCCACCGAGACUUGAAGCCACAGAAUCUAUUGCUGUCGUCGUCUUCUCCGCAUGCAGCAACGCUAAAAAUUGCCGACUUUGGCUUCGCGCGGACACUUCAGCCAUGGGACCUCGCAGCAACCGUGUGCGGGUCUCCACUGUACAUGGCGCCCGAGAUCCUCCAACACCAGUACUACGAUGCCAAAGCAGACUUGUGGUCAGUUGGAGCGAUUUUCUUCGAAAUGCUGCACGGCUGUACGCCGUUCUCUGGCCAGAACCCUCUUCAACUGCUCAAAAAUAUCGAGCGAGCGGCGCAAGCUGGCCCCCCCUUCUCGGACUCCGUUCCCCUCAGUUCGACCUGCCAAGACUUGCUCCGGCGGCUGCUCCGUGCGAAUCCCCUUGAGAGAAUGAGUCCGGAGGAAUUCUUCUCGCACCCCUACGUCGUUGAAAAACCCGCUGAAGGAGCAGAGGGACCAACUGUCUUGUCUGCUCCGUUCCGCCUUCGUGCGUCUCGUAUUGCCGCAUCGCCGGGAGCCUCGGGGACGAGGGGAGAACGAGAGGAAGGGGGAAGACAAAGAGUGGGCGAAAAACGAACGACGAGAGCAGACACAGAAGACCGAAGAGCAGGAGCAGGGCUGAUGCCGGAGACGAGACUCGGGGACGGGGAGCUAAUACAGACGAGACGAGAAAAAGGGCGCAGCGAGGGUGGAACGCAUGGCGGCGGCACGGGGGAUGAGGUGUCUAGACACCCGGCUGGCGUCGUCGGAGAUGCAGAAGAAAUGCUAAGACCUUAUCACGGCGAAAGGGGACUAACCGACAACAGCUUGCGCAGAGAGGAGGCAGAAGAGCGACCGGACAAACAAGAUGAAUCAGCGCGGUCUUUGGAGCGGGAAGGCCGCGAGACAGCGCGAGACGGGUCCCCACGGGAAGACAAGAAGCGAAGAGAAGCGGAAAAGGCAAGGCCGAAGCAGACCACAAACCCACGGGAAGUGGGAUGCGCACAGAUGCAACAUCGCGACACUGUUCCUCUGUCUUUGAACAACGAUCAACGAAGCGAAAUAGACAUGCCUCCAUGGAGAGAACACAAACGAAGGGCGCGCCUCUUUCAGAUUCUUCGUGUCGAAACUAUCCCCCACGAGAAUCUGCCCCAGAUGCUAUCUCCACACACCACUACUCCUCGUCCACCGUCCUCUUCUUCCUCUUGUUUUUCGUCGUCCUCAUAUUCUGCAGCUUCUUCUGGGUUGCCUCAGACACCAGCGGCGCCUUGUGGGGGGGACGCCGCGUGUAGGCCGGCAGCAGGGCGGGUUCUUCCGAGGCACAUCCAAGACAGAGAGGAGGAAACGACGAGCAGGAAAAACGAUCGGCCUUCACAUCUCGAAGUCCUGCCGAAUCGAAGGCCAGAAGCAGUGCGUUCCGAGGACGCGCCGGGCUGGCAGACGCUUAAGAAAGGAGGAAGAACCUGCGGUGUCUCGGCUGUCGACGCGGCGUCGCAACUUAGCGACACGAGCGAGGGAACCCCCGACGCCAUGGAGAUACCCGCUUCCUGCGAGAGGGGAGACCAUCGAGCUGGGGUGUAUGCGGAGCCCCAGACGGAACCUGAUUUGCCAGCUUUCGCCUCUCCGCUUCUUACAGGGAAAGACCCAGGUUCACUUCGUCACUGCGCGAGGGAAGACAACCGCAUGCAGGCUAAGCCGAGCGCUGCAUCUUCGGUAGGGGUACUCCCCUCUUCUUCGCCUCCAUCCCUCGUCUAUCGGCCAUCUCUGGCCUCCCCUGCAGGCGAGUCUCCUUUCUCUUCAGGUCUUCAUCACUUCCCUACGCUUGCCUCGGCUCCUGCUGUUUCGCCGUGUCCCGUCCGACCGAUCCUCAACUCUCUCGUCUGUUCUCCAUCGGCACUCCACACCGCUUUCCCCUUCUCUGGUGCAGGUUCGGCGGCGUUCUCCUCUCAGUCGCUGCUCACCAGUUCGGCCGCGCGAGCGUCAAACCGUUUUCGUCCCUCUUCGUCUUUCUUGGCGCACACUCCUUUUUCGUCCAUCGCCUCGCCUGCUGAUGCGCCGCCUUCCCCUUCCGCUUCCUCCGAUGUGUAUCCGCUUCUUCCUUGUCAGGCGUGUCCUUCUCGCGCGCAAAGCCGCGAAGAGAAGGACGAGCAGAGUGCCCAGGAGGGAGAGGAAGACGACGGGUGUGAGGACUAUGUGAUUGUGGCCCCUAUUCCCUGCGAGGGCUCAUCAGCUUCUUUCCGCCAUGCGCGCUGCUCCACAGGCGGGGCCCGUGCGUCGCCAGAGGCACUUGGAAGCCCCAAACACCCAAUCCGACAGAACCGAGAGACGCGCUUCGCCAGCUUCGCCUCCUUCGCUGACAAUCUGAGACGCUCUUGGGUCGCCUAUCGAGGCCGAGGAGACUCUGAGGCCUCACCUUCGGCCGACGGUCCGCUUCCUGCAUCCCUCUCAAACGCCAAAGAAAUGCACGCUCGGGCGCAGGAGGCCCUAAAGGAAAGGCAGCAGACGUUUCUUUGCCCGCGCCCGGGUUUUUCUUCCUCAUCAUCCGCUCCUUUCUCUUCCUCUUCUCCCUCUUCUCCCUCUUCCUCUUUUUCCUCUUCAUCUUCUUUUUCUUCAUCUUCCUUCUCUUCAUCUUCCUUCUCUUCUCCCUCUUCCUCGUCUUCCUCUUCUUCCUCGUCCUCGUCUUCCUCUUCUUCCUCUGUGUGUGCUGGUUCGUCUUCUUUCGCCCCGUGCCUCUUGCCUUCUUGCGCUUCCUCUUCCUCUUCUUUCUGUUUUUCCUCUUCUUCGUCGUCCGUUUCCUUUUCUUCCUCUUCUCUCUCUUAUCCCGCACCUUCUCCUCCCCCUCCUGCGUCGUCCUCUGUGUCUCCCGCGUCGUCCUCUGUGUCUCCCUCGUCCUUCUCCUUCGCUUCUUCUCUCAUUCCUCCCGCGUCGGGCGAGCUGGUUGCUUCUCCCUCCGUUUUCUCUGCCGCGUCUGGGAGCGAAGAGGCAAGCUUCGCAAGCGGGGAGACAGUGGCGCGCGCAAACCAGGAAGAAGCCUUUCUCUCUCUCCACGUGUCGAACCUUCGCGUCGUCGCCGUCGACCUUUUCUUCCUGGCGCAGGCACUCGCCAGAUUCGCGGCUGCAGAAAGGUGCAAAGAGCGACGAAUCCUCUUGGAAGCGAAGCAGCAAGAGAGGAGAGAACCGUGCGGGAAGACACCGGCUGUGUACCCGAACGAAGCACACGAGGACGAGCGAGAAGGCGCGAGCGCAACAAUCCUGGCGUGUGCCAGUCUGGGCCUCGUAGUCCCUGCCUUGAGGCUUCUCCACAAGGCUCUUGCAGUCACCACCGACAGGCAAAGAGAAGCAUCCCUCAUGCACUUUUUCCGCGAGGCUCUCUGCCUGGCUCGGUGGUGUGCACACAUCGCCCGAAAGGGUGCAUGCGCCCCUGAAGGCUCUGUUUCAUGCACGCUCGUCUCGGGCCUCACUCAAGAGCAAAGCGCUGUUCUUCCCCCGUCCAUGUUCUCUCUCGACUUCGGCUUUCACGCCUUUUUCCUCGCGCGUUUCUACGACAAUCCUGCCGUCGGAGACUUCCGAAUCUGCGCAGGCUAA
Molecule: messenger RNA, 3939 nt
Organism: Neospora caninum
Lineage: Eukaryota; Apicomplexa; Conoidasida; Eucoccidiorida; Sarcocystidae
Product: CBL-interacting protein kinase 25, related
Exons: 4
Coding region: 1-3939 (1312 amino acids)
Biological process (GO): protein autophosphorylation; peptidyl-serine phosphorylation; autophagosome organization
Cellular component (GO): autophagosome; cytoplasm
Molecular function (GO): ATP binding; protein serine/threonine kinase activity
Source: RefSeq, a predicted model, not a curated record